AUGGAGGUUCUUGGUAUAGAAGUACCUGUGUGGGCUGUUCUGACUCUGGUGGCUUUUCUGUUUUACACGGUCAUGAUGAGUCGUGACUACUUCACCUUCUGGAAGAUGGGGAUACCAGGACCUACCCCUCUACCUAUUGUCGGUAACCUGGUGGAAAUAGUUAGACAGGGUCAUCGUACUUUCGACCUGGAAGGGACACGUAAAUAUGGCAAAGUUUUCGGAACUUACGAUAUGAUUAAUCCGAAUCUUGUUGUAGCAGACAAGGAGAUGCUGAGGGAUAUUCUCGUUAAGCAGUUUAAUAACUUUCCAGAUAGACGGACAAUUAAAGACUUCAAUGGAGACAUUGAACACAGCCUUUUUAAUACCAAAGGGGAACACUGGAAACAUGACAGGAGUGUGAUCUCUCCGACAUUUUCAUCUAGAAAACUACGCAAAAUUGUGCCGUUAGUUCAGAAAGCGUGUGACACUUUGCUGAAAACCUGUCGUGAUGCUGUAAGGUGUGGGGACGAUGAUCAAGUAGAAAUGAGAGGAUUAUUUGGUGGUUUCACUAUGGAUGUGAUCAGUUCCACGGCUUUCGGUAUCCAUGUGGAUUCACAGGGCAAUCCAGACGACUUGUUCGUAAAGCAUGCCAAGAAAAUGCUAGACAUCAGUUUUACAACGCCUUGGUUACUCUUCAUUAGUAUAACAUUCGAUGAAAUAUUGGCAAAUGCAGAAAUGAUCUUCGCUGCGGGAUACGAAACUACGGCUAUUACACUAGCAAUGAACGCAUACAACCUCGCUAUGAACCCAGAAUGCCAGGAAAAGCUACGUCAGGAGAUUGAGGAUGAGAUUGGUUUGGAAAGGAUCGACUACGAGAAUAUGCAGAAACUACAGUACCUUGACAUGUGUAUAAGUGAAACACUGCGGAUGUAUCCACCGGUAAUGAGGUUUGAUAGAGUUUGUGUAAAAACUACAAAGGUCAAGGACAUUACAAUACCAGUUGGGAUGACGGUGUCUGUACCUACAUAUGCUAUACUACAUGAUCCAGAUAUUUGGGAAAAACCAGACAAAUUCGAUCCGGAGAGGUAAUGUUAUUGUUUCUCUGAAACUUACCCAUACAUUUCUAAACAAGAUCCAUUGGACUACAUGCCCUUUGGAUACGGUCCACGUAACUUUAUCGGUAUGAGGCUAGCUUUACUGGAAGCAAAAAUGGCAACAACCCAGAUCAUACGCAACUUCCGGUUGUCUGUUGGCAGUAAAACUAACAUUCCACCUAAAAUGGAGGACGCAUUAAUUUUAAAGCCGUCGUACUUAUGGCUAAAGCUUGAGGAAAUACAAUGUCAGUGA
Ylistrum balloti is the source of this 1326-nucleotide messenger RNA. RefSeq names its product cytochrome P450 3A8-like. Gene Ontology annotation, molecular function: oxidoreductase activity, acting on paired donors, with incorporation or reduction of molecular oxygen; steroid hydroxylase activity; iron ion binding. The transcript has 12 exons. The record is from RefSeq and is a predicted model, not a curated record. NCBI's taxonomy places the organism in Eukaryota, Metazoa, Mollusca, Bivalvia, Pectinida, Pectinidae.